AUGGCCACCGCCCCCCUGAUGUUCCUCCCUGGCAUCCUGCUUCUGACCCAGCUGUCUGCUGGCUUGGCACACCAAGGCCCCCCAUUCUGGAGGACCCUUCAUGGUCAUGGGACCCCACAUUGCUAUUCAGCUGAAGAGCUGCCCCACGGUCAGGCUCCCCCACACCUGCUGGCUCGAAGUGCCAGGUGGGAACAGGCCUUGCCUGUGGCCCUGGUGUCCAAUGUGGAGGCCAUGGGCCACAGAAGGCAGCAUGCGGGGCCCCUGGCUAAAGCCCAGUGCCCUGUGUUACGACCGGAAGAGAUCCUGGAAGCUGACACCCACCAGCGCUCCAUCUCGCCCUGGAGAUACCGCAUUGACACGGAUGAGAACCGCUACCCACAGAAGCUGGCAGUUGCAGAGUGCCUGUGCCAGGGCUGUAUCAAUGCCAGGACAGGCCGUGAGACUGCAGCGCUGAACUCUGUCCAACUGCUCCAGAGCCUGCUGGUGCUGCGACGCCGGCCCUGUUCCCGUGAUGGCACUGCAGCCCCCACACCUGGAGCCUUCACCUUCCACACGGAGUUCAUCCGCGUGCCUGUGGGCUGCACCUGUGUCCUGCCCAGAUCAACACAGUGA
Molecule: messenger RNA, 612 nt
Organism: Jaculus jaculus (lesser Egyptian jerboa)
Lineage: Eukaryota; Metazoa; Chordata; Mammalia; Rodentia; Dipodidae
Gene: Il17c
Product: interleukin 17C
Exons: 3
Coding region: 1-612 (203 amino acids)
Biological process (GO): inflammatory response
Cellular component (GO): extracellular region
Molecular function (GO): cytokine activity
Source: RefSeq, a predicted model, not a curated record